Messenger RNA from Aspergillus nidulans FGSC A4, 2076 nucleotides. Its product is annotated as DUF803 domain membrane protein. The transcript has 2 exons. Gene Ontology annotation, molecular function: magnesium ion transmembrane transporter activity. Gene Ontology annotation, cellular component: endoplasmic reticulum membrane; membrane. The record is from RefSeq and is a predicted model, not a curated record. Lineage: Eukaryota; Fungi; Ascomycota; Eurotiomycetes; Eurotiales; Aspergillaceae. Gene Ontology annotation, biological process: magnesium ion transmembrane transport; magnesium ion transport. The coding region runs from base 1 to 2076 and encodes 691 amino acids.
AUGGAUCUCUCCCCUCGUUCUGGCAUCAGUUCCGGCGGUGACCGUCCCCCAGCGUACAAAGCGAUUGGAAUAUCACUAGCCGUCGCCUCUGGCGUCUUUAUUGGGGUUUCAUUCGUACUGAAAAAAGUUGGUCUCCUGCGGGCGAAUGUCAAAUACAAUGAGGAAGCUGGCGAAGGAUAUGGCUACCUCAAGAAUCUGUGGUGGUGGUCGGGCAUGACGCUCAUGAUCAUUGGCGAGAUCUGCAAUUUUGUGGCAUAUGCUUUUGUUGACGCCAUCCUGGUGACGCCUCUAGGCGCUCUCUCGGUAGUGAUCACAACAAUUUUGUCCGCCAUCUUUCUCAAGGAGCGCCUGAGUUUCGUGGGGAAAGUGGGCUGUUUUUCCUGUAUCCUGGGCUCAGUAGUCAUUGCGUUGAAUGCGCCUGAGCAGUCGUCGGUUGCGGACAUCCAGGAUAUGAAGAAGUAUGUUAUAGCGCCGGGGUUCCUGUCGUACGCCGGAGUCAUCAUUGUGGCGUGCGCCAUAACAGCUAUAUGGGCAGGGCCGCGGUACGGCAAGCGGAGCAUGUUCGUCUACAUCAGCAUCUGCAGUCUCAUUGGAGGCUUGAGUGUAGUAGCGACUCAGGGCUUGGGAGCUGCACUUCUAGCUCAAAUCAACGGCGAGGCCCAGUUCAAAGAGUGGUUUAUGUAUGUGUUGCUCGUAUUUGUGGUUGCAACAUUAUUGACCGAGAUCAUAUAUCUCAACAAAGCCCUGAACAUCUUUAACGCCGCUCUGGUUACGCCCACUUACUACGUCUUCUUCACCAGCUCGACCAUUAUUUCCUCUGCGAUCCUUUUCCGGGGCUUCAAAGGGACAGGCACGCAAAUUGCUUCUGUCAUCUUGGGAUUCCUACAAAUCUGCGCUGGAGUGGUGUUGCUACAAUUGUCGAAAUCCGCCAAAGAUGUCCCUGACGCCGCCGUCUUCAAAGGUGACCUCGAUCAAGUCCGUGAAGUUGCAACGCAAGAAGAGCCUGAAUUCGAGCCAAAAGCCGACGCCAUCCGUGGCACAGCCGCUAUCAUUCGCCGCCUAUCUACUCCCCGCCGCAAUGUCGAGGCCGAGGAAGCACGUCGCUAUCUCCGUGAGAGACAAGAAGACCAGCUCAGACCACCCGCUGACAACGAGAUUGUCGAAUGGGACGGCUUGCGCAGGCGCAAGACCGUUCUUUCUGAAAAGUCCCAGAGGCGCACACCUACUCCUCUACCUCCGCUAGGAAUGUCUCGCUUCCCGGAUGACUUGUCCGAAGACUCCCACAAUACCUCCCCCAGUGUGCAUACGUUUAUGAACGAGGUUCGAUCGCGGACGUCUAGCAUCAUGAGCUCCCCGUGGAGACCUAUCCCUGGAGACCAACAAACGCAUGGGCCGGUGUUGGAACCAGAUCCCAAAGUUGUCGAUACCAGCUACCCUGGGCAACAUCCUCCUAGGGCUGUCUCAUGGGUGGACGAAGAGCAAGACCAAUCGCACCUAGCUGCGCCAGCACCUCCGCCGCAUCGUCAUUUCUCAUUCCAGAAGAUCUUCAGCAGAGCUAAGUCACCUGUUGACCCAUCAUCAGCAGACAGCCGCAGCCACACCCGCAGUCGCAGCCCCAGAGGCAUUCUGCGCCGCGGACACAUGCGGAAUAUGACGUCCGAAGAGGAGCACCUAGGACUUGUUCAGGGAGACAAAGUUUCCGGAUACACGAACGAGGAUGAGAAACACGAACGAACACGCACGAAUAUACAGAGUAACCAUGAUGAAGAUGACUAUGAGACCUACAAUUACGAUACGUAUGACUACUAUGAUGACGGAAAAUUGGACGAUCUGCCCUCUGGCCGGCGCCUAGACUCCCAUUCAUCUCUUUACCCCCCUCGACUCCGACUAAACCCGCUAUCGCCAUUACCGGAUAACGAGUCCGCACUAGAUGUGUCUCAUAUUAGAAACGACCAACAACAGUAUCAACCACAGCCGGAGCAACAGCAGCCCCUAGAAAGUAGUAAAGGAUCGUUGCUAACCAUUCCACGGAGGCAGAGUGGGUGGCGCCGGCAAGAUUCGGCAAGCAGCGGGUAG